AUGGAUUUUGGAUCUCUCUUUAGUGUCAAGGACAAGGUUGUCUUGGUGACAGGUGGUUCACGAGGAAUUGGUGAAAUGAUUGCUACUGGUUAUAUUUCUGCUGGCGCUAAAGUGUACAUCAGUAGUCGUUCUGCAGAUGUCUGUGACAAGGUUGCUCAAGAAUUGACAGCCAUGGGACCUGGAAAAUGUUUUUCCAUUCCCGCUGAUCUCCAAAAAUUGGAAGAUGUUGAACGUCUUGUAACUGAAUUGUCAAAGAGAGAAACCCAUCUUGAUGUACUUGUGAACAAUGCUGGCGCAAACUGGGCUGAAUCAAUCAAUACAUUCCCUGACCGUGCCUUUGAAAAGGUUAUUAGUCUUAAUCUCAAGCGUAUUUUUACAUUGACCCAAGCAUGCCUGCCUUUGUUGACUGCAAAGGCUAAUUCUUCAAACCCUUCGAGUGUGAUCAAUAUCGGUUCAAUUGAUGGACUUCGUGUUCCUCCUCAAGAAUCUUAUGCCUAUGCUGCUUCCAAGGCUGGACUUCACCAUCUUUCUCGCCACAUGGCAUCUAACUUGGGUUCUCGAGGUGUUUUGGUCAACACAAUUGCUCCUGGUGCAUUCCAAUCCAAGAUGAUGAAAGCCACUCUGGACAAGAUGGGUGACAAGAUUGUUGCCUCUAUUCCUGUUGGUCGUAUUGGAUCACCUCAAGAUAUUGCUGGCACUUGUAUCUAUCUGUCUUCUCGAGCAGGUCAUUAUACCACAGGUGCUACAAUCACUGUUGAUGGUGGUGCUUUUGUUGGCUCAAAAAUCUAA
Molecule: messenger RNA, 789 nt
Organism: Phycomyces blakesleeanus NRRL 1555(-)
Lineage: Eukaryota; Fungi; Mucoromycota; Mucoromycetes; Mucorales; Phycomycetaceae
Exons: 8
Coding region: 1-789 (262 amino acids)
Molecular function (GO): oxidoreductase activity
Source: RefSeq, a predicted model, not a curated record